Molecule: messenger RNA, 579 nt
Organism: Lactuca saligna
Lineage: Eukaryota; Viridiplantae; Streptophyta; Magnoliopsida; Asterales; Asteraceae
Source: the annotation of a GenBank genome assembly
AUGAAGUAUGCUCUCACCUUCUCAGUUUCUACUUUUCAUACAACAGGGAUAAUCGUUGUUGAUGCCUCAAAUUUCUCCUUCAUUGGUUCUAUUCCAGAGGUAAUGUUUUGGGAUGUUCCUGCAUCCAGCAAGAUUUUGGAAGGGUUUUGCAAGAUUGUUGCAAAAGAAGGUCCAACAGGUGCUACAAAACCUUCUCUUAAAAAGAGAAAGGCACCAACAACAUCUUCUGCUUCUACUCCGAAAAGAAGGAAACAACUAGCUCACAAACGAAAAACACCUACACCAUCAACAAUUGAAGGGUCAGAAUCUGAGACUGAAUCGGAUGCUCGAGUUGAAGAAAAUCAACCAGUUCGUAAUGAGGAGGAAGAGCUUGUUCACAACGAGGACCCAACUACGAACCAAGAGCCUCCAGUUCGCAUUGAAAAGGAGACUACGAACCCAGAGGUAAACCAAACUAUUAAUGACUCUGUUCCUUCUCCUCCUCCUUCACCAAACACAACCUCAACCCCAAUCACAAUUGCUCCUUGUCCCCCUCCUGUUACCUCAUUUCAACCUACAACUAUUCAUAUCUCCACAUAA